GGGAAAGCCCAGCGGUUGCAGCUGCGGCGGAUCCCUCGGCACUGUCCGCCGCGCGCCGGGGCAGCCCAGGGCCGGCGGCAGCUCCGCAAAGUCACGGAACGAGAGGAGGCGGAGCGCCGGCCAAGUGGUGGGGCUCAGCGCUGGGGCUGGGCUGGGCUGGGAGAGGUGUGCCCAGGGAGCCUGGAUCCCAGUGCCCUUCUACCUCGUGUGGAGCUGCCAGUGCGGCCAGAGGCGAGCUGACGCCCUGGAAAGAGCAAUCAAAUUGCAGCCUCCCCAAAGACGCUGAGUUACGCGGGCGAGCCGGUUCCCGGGGAUCGUUCGCGAGCGCGCAGAGAGCCGCGCCGCGCCGCAGAGCCCUCCCGGGCCCGCCGGCUAGAAGCGGGGCGCCGUCCAAGAGGCAGCAGCCCCUGGGCGCGGGGUUCGGCCGCGAGUGCGCCCCGGUGCAGAGAGGGGGCGUGCAAGGCUCCGCCGGCCCGCCCGCAGCCCGCGCCCGACUUGGGCGCCCCCUCCGUCCCAUUCUGGGAGCGAUGCCCCCCGCUCCUCGCGCCCCCCGGGAACGCCGCGAGCAUGGAGAAGUCGAGUAGCGAGGAUUCUUCGAUCCACCGGAGUCCAUCUUUGGACAGCAAGGACUCGGACUUUGCCAAGCCGUCCACCUCCGGCCGCCCGUUCGGCCGCGGCUUCACGGCCGGCGCCUUCUACGGCACCGCGGGCUCCCGGGGCCAGAGCCGCGCCGAGGCCGGCGUUAAGACCGACAAGUACAAUGCACCCAAAGGCAGCAAGUACGUGGUGUUUUACCUGGACCUGUCCUUUGUGUUCCUCCUAGAAUUUAAGAAGUGCAACAUGGCCAGGGGUUGCCUCUGCUGCUUGAAGUACAUGAUGUUCCUCUUCAAUUUGAUAUUCUGGCUCUGUGGCUGUGGGCUGCUUGGAGUGGGCAUCUGGCUCUCCGUGUCCCAAGGCAACUUUGCCACCUUCUCCCCCAGCUUCCCUUCGUUGUCUGCAGCCAACCUGGUCAUCGCCAUAGGCGCCGUUGUCAUGGUGACGGGCUUCCUCGGCUGCCUGGGGGCCAUCAAGGAAAACAAGUGCCUCCUUCUCAGCUUUUUCAUCGUCCUGUUGGUCAUCCUCCUAGCAGAGCUGAUCUUACUCAUCCUCUUCUUUGUCUACAUGGACAAGGUGAACGAGAAUGCCAAGAAGGACCUGAAGGAAGGCCUGCUGCUGUACCACACCGAGAACAACGUGGGGCUGAAGAACGCCUGGAACAUCAUCCAGGCCGAGAUGCGAUGCUGUGGCGUCACUGACUACACAGACUGGUACCCAGUGCUGGGGGAGAACACGGUUCCCGACCGCUGCUGCAUGGAGAACUCCCAGGGCUGCGGACGCAACGCCACCACGCCUUUGUGGAGAACGGGCUGCUAUGAAAAGGUGAAGAUGUGGUUCCAUGACAAUAAGCACGUGCUGGGCACGGUGGGGAUGUGCAUCCUCAUCAUGCAGAUCCUGGGCAUGGCCUUCUCCAUGACCCUCUUCCAGCACAUCCACCGGACUGGUAAGAAGUACGACGCGUGAGCAGGCUGGCCAGGAGUGCCCACCCCACCCUGCUGCCCUGUGGAGGGGAAGAGGAUUGAGCUUUGUGUCACCUGUCUGCACUCUCCAGAUGUGACCCCUGCACCCACCCACCCCAGCCUACCCUACCCCACCUACCCUGCCUCAGCCUCGGACUUCUCAGUGGGUGGAGUGCCAGGAAGGAGGAGGCACACGGAGACCUGGGGCUCGGGGCCCCUGGAUUCCUGCAUCUGCAUAUGCGUAUUUGCCAAAGACGACAGGGUGGGCUGGGGUGCGCUCAGGAGGAGCCCCCCGGCACUGAUGGGCUUCUGCCCCUGCCCUUCCUCACACUGACACUUUGUCCCCACAUGGGGUGGGGAGCAGAGUGCCCGCCCCGUGGAGAUACUGCCCCAGCGGGGGCUGCUACAUCCAUGGCCACCAUGGGGCACUUGACGGGGCGGGGGGUCUGCCGGCCUCUGGGCAAGGCCCCUGGAGCAUCUCGCCCAGGCUUUUUAUACCUUACAAUGUAACUUUUUUAUUUUAUUUUACUCUACGAUUAUUCAGGAAUAUUAUCUCUCAGAUAAGUUUAGGGUUAGAUUUCUGAUUUGUAACUUUUUACUGUGUUGAUUUCUUUAAUGGUUUGACUUUUUUUCCCUGAGAGUGAGGGAUGGGUGGGAAGAGAGGACAUCCGUCCAGUCUCAAUCAGGACAGACCACCGUGCGACACCCAGGAGGCUCUCGGAUGGGGCGUGCCUGCGCCCUCAGAACGUGUGGGAAGGAGGGGGCAUGGACAGGACACGGGACCUUGCCAGGCCUGGUGUCCGAGGACGGGAGCCUGGGAGAGGCGGGUGGAGCAUGAAGCAGGCUGGAGGUGCCCCUGCACGGGAGGUGGCAUUUGCUAACCAAUCGAGCUGGAAAGACCAGGGCAGGGGAACCCCACGGUGCUGGGGAAACGCUUUGCCGGGAAUGUGGCAGAGCUAGAGGGGUCCUUAGACUUUUCACUGAUGAGCAGUUGCUGGUUUUUUCUUUCUUCCUUCCUCCCGCUCUCUGCUGGCACUCGAGGCUUCCCCUUCCACCCCAUGUGGGUAUUCCCACAACAGGUUCUGCACACCCCAGUUAUUUCACACACAUUCCUGCUAGAAACUGUCAGACACAUACCUCUCUAGUUUGGAUGCUGCUCACUUUCUCCCUUGCUUCUGGAAGGGGAAGCAGUCUUUAGGUUUUGCUGUGCUGGACAGUGGCAGGGGACCCACAGGUUUGAGGACCCACGGUCCUCCCCACCAGCUUUGCUCCGUUGUGGGUUGCCCUGCUGGGAAGGAGGGAAUCACAUCCACAUGGGUCCCAAGAUCUUCGCCUCCUUCCCUGGGGUCAUGGACAUCAGCAGCGGGUUGGGUGGCGAUCAUACUGUCUGUGAUCCCAGGGAGAAGAAAUACAGAAAACCCAAGAGAGGUGAGACUGGCUCUUGUUACCGGGGCCACAGGAAGAAAGCAGCCGGAGUGACGCAUGUGCAGAGCUGGGCAUGGGGGAGAAACAGGCUGGGGAGUGAGGCCGGGAGCGGGAUUCAGCUGCAGCAGGGCGCCCCCUCCAAACUGCAGCUGGUCUGGCUUACUGUUUUGCAGUUCAAAAAGGUCGUGAAUCCAUGGGACUGAGCGUGGGGACCUUACCCACUAGCCAGCAUCUGCUGCACUUGAUCAGGUGGGGCCUUGGUGGGCGGCUGCCUUUCCUAUACAGUUUGUCUUGUCACCCUGGUUUCCCCUUGGGGCCAGGCCUCUUCUCCAGCCCCUACCUGCCUAUCUGCUGCAAGAGCUGAGACACGGCCACCCAGCACCAGUCACUUCUCUGUUCACCUUAAGUAACACACAAAUCGGGACCAGGAGGAUAGAACUGUUGGCAUUAUCAGGAUUCGUGUUUUGUGGGGGUGGGAGUGGAGAGUAGGGUGGUCUUGUGAGUUGGGCAGGGUAAAGACCGCUUCUCUGAGACGGGCAGUGGUGCUGAUGGAACACGGGGGAGGCCCACAUUUGAGCAAAGCUGCCCUGCCCUUGUCCCCUGGCCUGGCUUCCUGGUAAGGAGCUUCAGCCGCCUCCCCAGGAACCCCCAAAGUGCAGAUUCCGGAGCAGACACCUCCCGGCGGGAGACACUCAGCACACAAGUGCUCCAGUUGCUCGGUGGGACCUGGGGCCUCGUGCGUUUUUGCUGUGGGUGGAGUGGGUGGGUUGGUUUAUGCCUAUCAAUGCAAUUUUUAAUUUUUGUGAAUAUCAACAGCAAAAGCCUAGUGCAUUGGGAGAUGUGCAACCUCCCUGAGAAUCUUUUCUGUUUCUGGAGUGCUUCAGGGGUGGCCUCUGGCCCCAGAGCCUUUGCCACAGUGCCCCCACCAGCCCCCACCCCAUCCGUCUGUUCGCAGAGCCUCAUCUACAGGUCCCCACGCUGCCGCCUUUCCUCACUCUGCGCUUGGCUGUUUUGUUAUUUGGCUGAGUAUAUAUUGGGUGGAAGUCUCUGUGCACAGAGUGGGUGUUCCUCCAAGCCCCUUCCACUCGGAGGGCCGCACCCAGCGAUGCCAGUGAGGGUGGCACAGCCUCUCUUCAGUUUCUCCUGACUGUGAUCUCACUGGGGCAGAAUUCCCUUGAGAGAAUUCCCUCACUCACGGCUCCCUUUGCCAGAGUUAGUUCAAUCAGGUCUGAUGUGAGCAGUUUACGUGCUUGUCUCAGAAAGGCCCUCAGGGUUUGUAGGGGACCGCAGAGGGGCAUCCGCUGCAGACUCAGCCUUUCUCUGCAGCCAUCCUGCAGUGGUGGUGAGUGGGCACACGCUGAGAACUGCCCCUGGGUGGUGGAAGCAGGUGUCACGGUGCACGUCUCCCCCUGCACCCCUCCCCCAGCUUGAGCCAUGUCACCCCCUCUCCCUCCAGCAUGGGCCUGCAUCUCAGGUUCUCUGGAAGGCGGCCCUGCCCCAGACCCUCUCGCAGGUGUCCUGGUUGGACUUGGAACUAGGUGGCCAUCUUUCCAGGCUUUGGUGGCCCAAGAGCAGUCCGGGUGGAUGGAAGUGGCUGUCCCCUCCUCUCCAGCCCCUGCCCACCCACUGGUGGAGGUGCUAACUAGCAGGGACGUGGCAUAGGAUGGGAGCUGGGCGUGAGGUGCUUGGGGUCCUUUCUUUGUCCCUCAGCUUCUCAGAGUCCGGCCAGCCCUUGUGUUCCCGUGCCCCCCACUUUCCUCCUCCCCACUGCAGUGAGGCAAUAGUCCGGGGUGGGGCCUGGCCUCCCUGCCCUGAUGCGGCACUCAGGAGGCCUGGGGGGCUUCCUGGCCCCUCCUUGCCCACGUGCCCGCCCCCGGGCAGCACGGGAGGGAGAGCAGGGCGAGCACGCUUGUUGGUUUCAGAUGCACUUUCUGCUUGCGAUGCCAUAUCUGUGCGUUCCUUCAUCCUGGUCCUGGCUUUAUGGAACACCAUGUUUUUAGCAUGUUUUUAAAUAAAAACUGAUAAAGUGUCAAAAGCA
This is a messenger RNA of Symphalangus syndactylus (siamang), 5019 nucleotides long. It is a transcript of the gene TSPAN9, whose product is annotated as tetraspanin 9. The record is from RefSeq and is a predicted model, not a curated record. Lineage: Eukaryota; Metazoa; Chordata; Mammalia; Primates; Hylobatidae. Gene Ontology annotation, cellular component: plasma membrane.